Messenger RNA from Siniperca chuatsi (mandarin fish), 5009 nucleotides. RefSeq names its product fucosyltransferase 7. The record is from RefSeq and is a predicted model, not a curated record. The coding region runs from base 325 to 1365 and encodes 346 amino acids. The transcript has 3 exons. Gene Ontology annotation, molecular function: alpha-(1->3)-fucosyltransferase activity. Gene Ontology annotation, cellular component: membrane. NCBI's taxonomy places the organism in Eukaryota, Metazoa, Chordata, Actinopteri, Centrarchiformes, Sinipercidae.
AGCUGCAAGAACAGGAAGGGGAAGACCAGCUUGUGGUUUACAAAACUAAAAUCAGCAAUGUUAAUGUUUUUGAUUGCCACCAGCUGCUGGCUGUGCUAAUUCUGCAAACAACAGAUGCAUGAGCAGUUUAACAGCUGGGUGUGUGUGUAUGAAGUGUCAAUCAAGAGAUGAGUCAAAAAUUUGAGGGGGUAGGAUUUCCUUUAUAUUCUUGGAUGUGUUGAGUAGAACAAAGCUCUACGGGCAGCAGACAGCCUGGUAUCGUGUCACGUAGAAGUUCCAUACCAGUGAUCUGUGCCCUUUUGGCCUGGAAAACGCCAGGCAGCCAUGACAACAUCUGGAUCCCGAGCCCUCAUCUUCCUCCUCCUCAUCCUCAGCUCUCUCUCAUCCCUGCUUUAUUACAGCUUCUUGGACGAGAAGCUCUAUCUGCAGAAAUAUCAUCCAGAUGUUCCUCAGAGAAACAUCAGCAUCCUGCUGUGGCACUGGCCGUUCGGCCGCUCAUACAGGCUCAACGGGAACAAAUGCCUCGAGAUGUACAACAUCAGCCGAUGUUUCCUCACUGAUAACACCUCCGCCUUCUCCGCUGCUGAUGUGGUUGUCUUCCACCACCAGGAACUGAGCAAAGGUCUGUCCUCGCUGCCCCUGCACCAGGAUCGCCCGGCUUCCCAGCAUUGGGUGUGGCUGUCAAUGGAGCCUCCUGUCAACAAUGCAAACCUCACACAGCUUAAUGGCCUCUUCAACUGGACGAUGAGCUACAGACGUGAUGCAGACAUAUCUAUCCCUUAUGGAAAGACCAUACUAGGAGGUGAUGAGCAAGGCUUCCAGGGUGCUCCAAAUCGCUCCUGCCUUGUCAGCUGGGUGGUCAGUAGAUACCGGCCUCACCAGGCUCGGGCUGGUGUUUACCAAAGUCUAAAGAAGUAUAUCCCCAUAGAGAUGUACGGCAAGUGGAACAAGAAACCCCUGUCAGACAAGAAGCUGUUGCCCACCAUUGCAAACUGUCUUUUUUACCUGUCUUUUGAGAACUCUGAGACGAAAGACUACAUCAGUGAGAAGCUCUGGAGGAACGCUUUCCAAGCAGGCGCCGUACCGGUGGUUCUUGGCCCCAGCAGGGCCACAUACGAGGCCCUGGCUCCCCCUGGUUCCUUUAUCCAUGUCGCUGAUUUCAAGAGCACAGCAGAUCUGGCUGCCUAUCUGAAGCAUGUGGCAGCAGACCGGCAGGCCUAUGAGAAGUACUUCCAGUGGCACCGCACUCACAGAAUAAAAACCUACACUGACUGGAGAGAACGGCUGUGUCAAAUCUGUGUUAAGUACCCCAGUUUACCAGGAAAUAGAGUCUAUCAGGACCUGGAGAGCUGGGUUAACAGCUAAGAGUUUAUCUCUCCAUGCUUUCAGGUCACUGAGGUGUUUUGUUUGGGACUGCUGAAACUGCUGGAUUACCACAUACAAAUGUAAAAUACCAUACAGUGACAGUUUGAAGUAGGAUUUAAUGUGUCUCAGUCAGCCAUGCAGUGAGGAACUGCAAAACACAGAAACAAAUCUCAAGUGGUUAUUUGGGUUGGCAGUGCGCUGUACGAAAAAGCGGAAGUGGGAGCUUGUGUGUAACCAUAAAUAAGCAUGUUCCAUUUGUUCUAACCACGGAGGAAAGUUUCUCUUUGCAACAAGCUACUGAUUACUAUAAACAAUGAGGGAUAUUUCAUUAUUCUUCACUUGAAAUGUCUGCUCAUCAAAAAACAACAAGAAAGACAUUUUGUUUUCUUUAUUUGAAUUAUGUUUGUCUGCUCAGGGCCCCGAUAAGUACUUCAAACUAAGUACUUGUGAGAUCAUCUCCUAUUCUUUUGACCAAUUGCAGAUGAUUUAGUGCUUUAAAAACAAACUAAAAUCUAUGGUGUUAAAGACAGGCAUUGUAUACACUUAACCAUCUUCCUUAUAGGCCUCAGCAUGCUUCAAACAAAGUGUUUGAGAUUGUCUAACAGUGUCUGAAACCUCCCUUUCUAAUGUUUGAAUAAGCGGAGCUGCAUCUGACAAUUUUUGUAACUUUGAAACCUACCUGGAGUUUUUGAUUAACACCCACGUUAUGCAACAAUUGUCGAGGUGUGUGAAAGUGGGAAUAUAGACAGGGUUUGAACUUCUCUCUCAUACAGUCUUUUUUCUUUCUUCACACAACUACUCCUGUCACUUUUUGUGUGAACAACUGAGUGUAACACUAUGAAUGCUUUCUAGGAGAGACUGAAGGUGUGUGCUGUUAUCCCCAUUUGUAUGAUUCAUCACAUUAAGACUACGAAGACAAGCAAAACACCCCACAAAAGGGCCCUGUUCUUCUUAUGUGGAUAACUGAGUUAUCCAGAUGUUGAUGUGAGUCUGGAGUUUUUGGUUCUUGAAAGCUGGUCUAAAAUUAAUCUGUAACUGUUAGAGCAACUAGUCCUUAAGCCCAAACCUGCAAAAGUACAAGCUUAUUGACAGUUAGUAGGAUCAUGACGAAGACAUUUUAGGGUUCAGAUAGAAAUGGAAUUUGUUUGAAAGUUAUUGAGAAAUUGUUGGUGUAAUUAUCACAUUUUAAUUAUCAUAAUGAAGAAUACUUAUACACAAUAAAAUAUACAAAAAAUUGUACACUAAAAAAGAAUCAAACCAAGUGUAGAUUGAGAUACUCAAAAAGACAUUUACUCAGUUAAAUGAACAAUGGAGCCAGAACAUAUGGCAUUUAAUUUGACAUUAAAAUGUGAAUUUGUCAUGUAAAUUAAAUUAUUAACUGCUCUAACUAAGAACUCACUUUGCUGAAAAUUGUUCAUGCAAUUAAAGCUGCUUUUUACGAGAUUUUAGUGAGGUUUAAUUUUCAAAGCAGGCUUAUGAUUAUCACUGAAACAUAUAUUGCACGUCUAGUGGGAAACCACACCAAUCACACACCUAAUAUCACUAGUAGCCUAACCACAUUCACUGGUAAUAUCCAAUGUUUAACAGUGAUCAAGUAUGGAAACAGUGGAAACAUUGUGAAGCACAAUGUAGAACAAAUGAUACCAGUAACAAUGCAGUUGUUAAAAUGAGACUUGUCAUGAAGGGUUCCCAACACACCUACCUCAUGUAACUACGAUCACAUGAUCAGCACUCAGCCAGUCAUAUGAAUGCUGAUCAUGGUUUCAACUCUCUACUCAUUUUGCCUUUAUUUCAAAAUAAGAGUGCAGUGUUAACCAAAAUAACUUCAUCCAUGAUUAACAAAUCAGUCCUCAAACUGCUUUAAGAAAACCAAAUUAGCUGGAUGAGAAUUAUUUUAGCCUGAUAACAGCUUGCUAGUCUGAAUUAGUUAAGAACAGGGCAAUGGAGUUCUUGGGGAGAGACUGGGAAGACAGUGGGAUUUGAAAGUUUAAAACCAUUAUCAUCACGUUUGCCGUUAGACGAGGUUGGUAGAUAAGCUGUGCGAACUAGUUGGUUUGAAGCUUACUUAACUGUAGACAUGCUAAAACCUUUCCAGUUGCACCUCAAAAAGGAAGAAAAACAGGUUUGUGCCACAAAUCAUAUAAAAAUACUGGAUUGGUUGCUGCAGUAUAUCUUUUAUUUUAUUCAUUUUGUAAGGGACCAUGUACAAUAUCAAACAUAAAUGUUGCCAAUUUGCUUAAAGCAAAUUUACAGUUUUUAUGUAGGUGUACAGAAAAGUAAAAACAGGUGUGGUUUAUGAUAUUGUAUUAGUAUGGAGUUUAGUCCACAAUGACAGUGCUCAUAAACACUGACAACAUGUAUUGACACUGGCAAUAGUGCAGUAUACUAUGACUGGAAAGAUUUCAAGUUAAGCCUGACUUUGACAGAGUCAUAACUUUAACUUCAUACUCAUGUCACACACAUGGGGAUUACCUGAAAAGUCAAUGUUCUUCCAUUCAGUGGUGGAAGAAGUAUACAGAUUUUUUUUUUUGAGUAAAAUACGUAAUACUACUUUGUAAAAAUACUCCCAAAUGUCCCCAGAAAAGCACCCCUCAACACUACCACCAGGUCUAUCAAAUGUUUAAAUCACCUGCAUAUUUUUAUGAUGUUUCAAAGAUUUGCCCACACUGCCAGGAACAAAAUUUGGGGGGAGAAAUGCUGAAACCUACUUUUUAGGACAUAACUUCAAUGUUAGCCAUGGCCCUGGUUAUAAGUAAUGUCCUUAUCCAAUGGAUCAUAAAAAUAUGAUGAUGAUAUCAGCUAGACAGCUACCAUAUUAAAAUGCUGCUUACAUACUAAUGCAUUAAUAAUAACAAUCCAAUAGUAUAUUUAGUCAAGUACUGUACUUUACUAGUUCCUUUUUCUGCUACUUUAUACUUUAUACUCCACUACAUUUCAGAGGGAAAUAUUGUACUUUUUACUACACUACAUUUAUCUGGCAGUUAUAGUUAAUAGUUACUUUGCACAACAAAACAUAUGCACUUACACAAAUGAUAAAAUAUGAGGCAUUGUUACAAAUUAAACUACCCAAAAGCAGAUAUAGUAAGUAUCUUAACUAUUUAUAGAAAUUAAAUAAAAAUGUGUCUUACACAUUUACUCACUAUCUUAGGUGGUCAGUUGACCAGAUUUUAUGAAUCUUUUAUUUCUGUCAGUAUUAUUGACACCAUGUAAUAUGAGCCCUCUAAAACAAUCAUAUUGGUUUCUUUCUUGUGACAACCUUGCCCUUUCACUUAACAUAGAGGCUCUAAAUUAGGGGCCCUCUGUCCCCUGUAGGCCUGUGUCCAGUGUCAUGUAUCUAAUAGUAUACAACACUGAAAGGGGCCAUUCUGCAUAAUAAGUACUUUUGAUUCUUUUACAUUUUGCUUUAGUAAAAUUUGGACUGCAAGACCUUAACUUGUAACAGUGUUUUUCCAUUGUAUUGCAACUUUAAAGUAUCUGAAUACUUCCUCAACGACUGAUAAAGAUGCCAUGAAUUAAUUACUGUAAAUUUACUGUGCAUUUACAACAGUAUCUUUCUAAAAUAAUAAUAUUCAUCCAACAACUAUUUAUCAUGCUAAGGAUCAUCUUAUUUCUUUGUCUUUUUCUUCCUUUUUUGUGUAACCUAU